UGGAUCGCAUUUUUUUCGAGUGCGUUUUUAUUUUCACUUUUGRAAUUUCUUGAAAAAAAGCUGUUUAAUACCGUCUCAAAAAGAAAUGAAUCAAGGUUCCUUUUGAGGAAACUGCAAACUUUUGUUUUCAGUCGACGAUAUGGCAGAAAAGGUAACCUUAGAUUCUCCAGCUCCAAACAGCGACGUCAAAGCAGACGAAGCAGACUUCACAGCCGUUGUUUUCCAUGACAUCUCCGAUAUUUAUCCUCCCGAACUAGAUAUUGAAUGUAAGUACACCAUAAAAUCUUCAGUCAAACUUUCUAAAAGAGACUGGGUUGGUUUGUUCAAAGUGGGAUGGCAAAACUCUGGCGAACAUUGCACAUACGAGUGGUCGCCGUUCAUCGAGCAAAGCGAACCUGGCGAAGAGAGAAGGCCCACUGCGAAUAGGGUCGUAUUUCGGUCAAGAUAUCUACCAAAGUCUGAUGAAGAAUUUUUCCAGUUUUGCUACGUUACAAAUUCGGGAGAAGUUCGUGGCGCCAGUGUACCUUUUCAAAUAAAAGAAAAAACUGACGUUUCCGAGUAUGAGUUCUGCGAAGUCGAAGAUGACGAGAGUAUGUUGAUGGUUAAAAAUCGGACGGCAAUUCUCGAAGAAUCUCUUUCAAGAGCGUUAGAAGAAAAUKCUUCCCUUAAGGUAUCUAACGAAAAGAAGAUGAGUGAUAUAGAAAAGCUGAAUGAUAUGGUUGUUGGACUAGAGAAGCGAAAGUCUGAACUAGCAGCUCAAGUUAACCACGAAAGAAAACAAAACUCUUCCUUGUCGAAGGAACUAGAAUUGGUCAACAACAACUUGAAAGUGAAAGUGGAGGAACUUGGAGCGGAAAGACUCCGGAGGGAGGAACUGGAAGCUGAGGUAGAAAAACUCGAAACAGACAAGAAAGAAAUGGUGGUGAUUGUUGAGCAUGCAAAUAAGAAAUGCGAAGAGUUUGCAGAAAUUGUUGAAAAAGAGCAAAUGCAGUAUUCUGAGGCCAAGAAAUCGAAAGAAAAGUUGGUCAGUGAAAAGUUGCAGUACUUGCAAAAAAUCGCAGAGAAUCGUGAGCUUACUGAUAACUUACAAGCAGAAUUACUCCUAAAGAAAGAAGACCUCUCUGCUCUCAAAGAAGAAAAAGAUAAAUUAUCAGCUACUCUUGCAAAGCUACGUGAAGAUGUGCUGCAAAAGGAAAAAGCUUGUGCUAAGCUCCAAGAAGAACUGGUUGCGCAUGAGCAGACUUUGGCCAAAGAAAGACUCCAAGCUGGAGAAGAGGCUGCAAAAAUGAAGGCAGAAUGGCAAUCACUUUACAGCAAAAUUGAAAGUCAGCAAAGUGAGCUCAAUAAUGCCAAUGAUAUUGUGGAAUCACUUAAGUCUAAAAUGAAAUCACUCGAGAAAGAAAAAGAUGUUUUGAUGGAAGCAAACUUAAAUGAAGCCAGCCAAUUUGAAACCAGACUUCAAAUCAUCACAGAGGAAGGUCUUAUUAAAGACGACGCCAUCCAAAGACUCGAAUUUGAACUUGAAGAUGCAAAAGUAAAGUGUGAAUUUGAAAGAGGAAGAAAUGCUGCAUUGGAGGAAGAUUAUGAGUCUGCAUUAAGAGGACUAGAAAAUCAACUGGAAGGUGAAAAAGCUUUGAACAAGUCAUUGUGUGUCCAGACAGACAACACUGUAACUGAUCUUCAAAAUCAACUGGAACAUCAACUGCAGGUUAAUGCCGAACAAGCAAAGCUCCUGGAGACUAAGAUGGCAGAGUUGAAAAAUAUCACAGAGGAAUACGAGGAACACAAGAAACACCAGAAAUCCCUGCAUGAAAAGUUAAAACUUGUAAAUGCACAACUUUCAGCCACAGAUUCUGAAGUGAAUGCUCUAAAAACAGAGAAGGAAAUGCUACAAACAUCUUUAAGUGAUACUAAAGGAAAGAAUGAAAAGUCAUCCAAGAAUUCAGCAGCAUCAAUGUAUGCUCUCCAAACAGCUCAUGCACAUCUUGAGAAAAAAUAUGUUGAAACCAAGAAAAAAGUGGAAGAAUUAUGGAARGACAAAAAYGAGCUUAAACGAACCCUUGCUGUUGUCCAAGGAAAUUUGUCUUCAACUGACAUGCGUCAUGAAAUUGAAGAGUUUCGUGCCAAAAAUGAAGAUCUGAGAGUACGUUUGAAUAUGGGAGCUGAAGCCUACAAGGUUAAGUUUAUCGAGUGUCGCCGCUUGGAAUCACAGCUCAAAAAACUUCAGAAAGGCCAGCCAAGUGUAGAUGGAGAGAACACUGGAAAACUUAAACAGGAACUAGAAGAACAAAAAUCUAUUGGAUUGGYAGCAAAAGUAGCUUUGGAUGCAGAAAAAGAAGCCUCAAGGCAAAAAAAUCUGGAGAUUGAGGAGCUAAAACAUGAAAUUAGGCAAUUGACUCAAGACAUGGAAUCGUUAACCAUCAAAAGAGUUGAGGAAGAAACAACACAAAUGGCUGGCUACACUCAGCAACUAGAAGCUGAUAUAUCAGACAGACAAAACAGACUGGCAGAGAUGGAAGAUUUGUUUAAYAAUGAAAAGAAAGAAAAGCUUAACCUCAUUGAGGAGAUUGUAAAUCUUCAGGGACAACUCAGRACACAAGAACAAGAAACAGCCUCCAAAGAAGAAGAAUUGGGAAAUCUCAGAGAGUUACUGACUCAUGAACAAGACGAGAGAGACAGACUUGGAGAAAUGGCYCGGAAUAAAAUCCAAGAUCUUGAAGGACAAGUGAGGCAUUUGACWGGUGAAGUUGAAAGAUGGAAAAAAGAAGUUGAUAUACAUGUUGAGGCCGCUGCCAAGAUGAUAGGAUCAAGAGAUGAGACCAGGGAACAACAACAGCAGACAUCUCCAGGUAUGAUAUUAUGAUGAUUACAAACCUAA
Exaiptasia diaphana is the source of this 2878-nucleotide messenger RNA. Its product is annotated as tax1-binding protein 1 homolog B. The transcript has 2 exons. The record is from RefSeq and is a predicted model, not a curated record. Bases 140 to 2863 code for a protein of 907 amino acids. Lineage: Eukaryota; Metazoa; Cnidaria; Anthozoa; Actiniaria; Aiptasiidae.